AUGUCCCACAGGUGUCAGCAGAGAGGCUCCUGGUCUUACAGUGUCGCACCAUCAGCUAAAGGCCAGUUUCUGACCGAGGGCCUCCACACAGUGAUGGAGAAGAGUCCAGAGACCAGUCCCAGACCAAGAGAGACCAGUCCCAGACCCAGGCAGACCAGUCCCAGACCCAGGCAGACCAGUCCCAGACCCAGGCAGACCAGUCCCAGACCCAGACCAAGAGAGACCAGUCCCAGUCCCAAACCCAGGCAGACCAGUCCCAGACAUUUGACUUUCAUUAGAGGCGUUCUGGAUCUCUCAGACCCUGAGACCCAGGACCCUCUGACCCAGGACCCUCUGACCCAGGACCCUCUGACCCGCCUGCAGAAGGCUCUGGCUGAGGUCCAGGGUCCAGACUUAGUCCUGCAGAAGACGGGACACCAGGAGGACCAGGAGGACCAGCAGAGGACCAGAAGAGAGAAGGACCAGGAGAGGAGCAGAAGAGAGAAGGACCAGGAGAGGAGCAGAAGAGAGAAGGACCAGGAGAGGAGCAGAAGAGAGGAGGACCAGGAGAGGAACAGCAGAGAGGAGGACCAGGAGAGGAACAGCAGAGAGGAGGACCAGGAGAGGAGCAGAAGAGAGGAGGACCAGGAGAGGAACAGCAGAGAGGAGGACCAGGAGAGGAACAGCAGAGAGGAGGACCAGGAGAGGACCAGCAGAGAGGAGGACCAGGAGAGGAACAGGAUCCACACAGGCCAAGACAAGACCAGAUCCAUCGAUCUGUGGACGGACGAAGGCUCCGGAGGACUGAGGGAGAGGGGGGAGAGGGGGGAGAGGGGGGAGAGGGAGAGAGGACGGACCAAGACACAACUCCUCUCUCCCUCCCCCAUCUCCCCCUCUCACCCUUCUCCCUCAGUCCUCUCUCCCUCCCCCAUCUCCCCCUCUCCCCCUUCUCCCUCAGUCCUCUCUCCCUCCCCCAUCUCCCCCUCUCACCCUUCUCCCUCAGUCCUCUCUCCCUCCCCCAUCUCCCCCUCUCACCCUUCUCCCUCAGUCCUCUCUCCCUCCCCCAUCUCCCCCUCUCACCCUUCUCCCUCAGUCCUCUCUCCCUCCCCCAUCUCCCCCUUCUCCCUCAGUCCUCUCUCCCUCCCCCAUCUCCCCCUCUCCCUCCCCCCUCUCCCUCCCCCCUCUCCCUCCCCAUCCCCAUCUCCUCCUCACCCUUCUCCCUCAGUCCUCUCUCCCUCCCCCCUCUCACCCCUCUCCCUCCCCCCUCUCCCUCCCCCAUCUCCUCCUCUCACCCUUCUCCCUCAGUCCUCUCUCCCUCCCCCCUCUCACCCUUCUCCCUCCCCCCUCUCCCUCCCCCCUCUCACCCUUCUCCCUCAGUCCUCUCUCCCUCCCCCAUCUCCCCCUCUCACCCUUCUCCCUCAGUCCUCUCUCCCUCCCCCCUCUCCCUCCCCCCUCUCACCCUUCUCCCUCCCCCCUCUCCCUCCCCCCUCUCCCUCUCCCAUCUCCUCCUCUCACCCUUCUCCCUCCCCCCUCUCCCUCCCCCAUCUCCUCCUCUCACCCUUCUCCCUCAGUCCUCUCUCCCUCCCCCCUCUCCCUCCCCCCUCUCACCCUUCUCCCUCAGUCCCCAGAAGGAGGUCAGGACCAAAGACGCCUCUUGCAGUAGUCCUGACCCUCCGGACUCCCUCUGGACCCCCAGCGCACGCCCGGAUCUGCGGCCGCAAGCGGCUAACGUGGGCCCAGAGGAGCAGGUCCUUCUCGGAGCCAGAGAGCAUGAACGAGGUCGGCCUGAAGCGAGCGGCGAAUGAAAACUUCCAGCAUUCAGCGGUCAGGUUUUUUUCCACCCUGAACCAGAACUGA
This is a messenger RNA of Knipowitschia caucasica, 1836 nucleotides long. The record is from the annotation of a GenBank genome assembly. NCBI's taxonomy places the organism in Eukaryota, Metazoa, Chordata, Actinopteri, Gobiiformes, Gobiidae.